Messenger RNA from Drosophila eugracilis, 6936 nucleotides. RefSeq names its product endoribonuclease Dcr-1 (gene Dcr-1). Gene Ontology annotation, biological process: apoptotic DNA fragmentation; pre-miRNA processing; siRNA processing. The transcript has 5 exons. Lineage: Eukaryota; Metazoa; Arthropoda; Insecta; Diptera; Drosophilidae. The record is from RefSeq and is a predicted model, not a curated record. Gene Ontology annotation, molecular function: protein binding; RNA binding; ribonuclease III activity. Gene Ontology annotation, cellular component: nucleus; RISC complex; cytoplasm. Bases 72 to 6833 code for a protein of 2253 amino acids.
AGUAGCCGGCUUUGGAAGAUUUUUCUCUGAAAUCUUCUCCGGGCACGAUUUUUGUGAUUCCCCUGGUGACGAUGGCGUUCCACUGGUGCGACAACAACCUGCACACAACCGUGUUCACGCCGCGCGACUUCCAGGUGGAGCUGUUGGCCGCCGCCUACGAGCGGAACACGAUUAUCUGUCUGGGCCAUCGUAGCUCCAAGGAAUUCAUAGCCCUCAAGCUGCUCCAGGAACUGUCGCGACGCGGUCGAAAACGUGGUCGGGUCAGUGUCUACCUAAGUUGCGAGGUGGGGGCCAGUACUGAACCAUGCUCUAUCUAUACAAUGCUUACCCAUUUGACGGACCUGAGGGUGUGGCAGGAGCAGCCGGACAUGCAAAUUCCCUUUGACCACUGCUGGACGGACUAUCACGUGUCCAUCUUACGGCCAGAAGGAUUUCUUAGCCUGCUCCUUGGUCGUGAACUGUUGCUGAGCAACGUAGAACUGAUUGUGCUGGAGGAUUGUCACGAUAGUGCAGUUUAUCAGAGAAUAAUCCCGAUCUUUGAGGAGUACGUUCUACCGGCCGCCCCGGUGGACAGGCCACGCAUUCUCGGAUUGGCUGGACCACUGCACAGCGCCGGAUGUGAGCUGCAACAAUUGAGUGUCAUGCUGGCCACCCUGGAGAGAAAUGUGCUCUGCCGGAUCGAGACUGCAAGUGAUAUCGUCACUGUGCUCCGAUACUGUUCCCGGCCGCAUGAGUAUAUCGUACAGUGCGCCCCUUUUGAGUUGGACGAGCUGUCCCUGGUGCUGGCCGACGUCCUUAAUACUCACAAGUCAUUUCUGUCAGAUCACCGAUAUGACCCUUAUGAGAUCUACGGCACAGACCAAUUUAUGGAGGAACUGAAGGACAUACCAGAUCCCAAGGUGGAUCCGUUGAACGUCAUAAACUCACUAUUAGCCGUGUUGCACGAGAUGGGACCAUGGUGCACCCAUCGGGCUGCACAGCACUUUUAUCACACCAACGAGAAGCUGAAAGUUAAGACUCCGCACGAACGGCACUAUCUGCUGUACUGUCUUGUGAGCACAGCCCUCAUACAACUGCACGCACUCUGCGAUCACGCGUUCCAACGGCAUCAAGGAUCUAGCGGAGAUAUACGACAGACCAUUGAACGCUAUUCUAGCCCCAAGGUGCGACGCCUGCUGCAGACGUUGCGGUGCUUUAAGCCGGAAGAGGUGCACACACAGGCCGAUGGAUUACGCAGGAUGCGGCAACAGGUGGAUCAAGCGGACUUUAACCGACUUUCACAAGUGCUGGAAAGCAAGUGCCGGGUGGUAGACCAAAUAGAGCAACAGACCAUGGAGACACGAGCCCUAGUGGCCAAUCUCGAGCAGAUUCUCCAUACGUCAGAUGACAAACAGCCGUCCAAAAACACUUCUCGUGUAGCUCAUAUAUCUGCCCAGACGAAGGCUAAAACUGCCAGCACUUCUACCAGUGGCCAACCCCGAACCCGCAGACGAGUGUACACGCGACGUCACCACCGGGAUCAACAUGAUGGCAGCGAUACGCUCUGUGCGCUGAUCUAUUGCAAUCAGAACCAUACGGCGAGAGUGCUUUUUGACCUGCUGGCGGAAAUAAGUAAACGUGAUCCCGAUCUGAAGUUCCUACGCUGUCAGUACACCACGGACCGAGUGGCUGAUCCUACCACGGAGCCCAAGGAGGCUGAGUUAGAGCACCGACGACAGGAGGAAGUGCUCAAACGAUUCCGUAUGCACGACUGUAAUGUACUAAUCGGUACUUCUGUACUAGAAGAGGGUAUUGAUGUGCCAAAGUGCAAUCUAGUAGUGCGUUGGGAUCCGCCCACCACUUAUCGCAGUUAUGUUCAGUGUAAAGGUCGUGCCAGAGCAGCGCCUGCAUAUCAUGUAAUCCUUGUGGCACCCAAUUACGAUAGCCCAACUGUAGGACCGGUGGAACUGAGUGAUCAAAGUCAUCGCUUCAUUUGCGGGACAUCUGGAACAGGAGAUACUACAGAGGCAGACAGUGACUCGGAUGACUCGGCAAUGCCAAACUCUUACGGCUCGGAUCCGUAUACUUUUGGUACGACCCGCGGAACAGUGAAAAUUCUAAAUCCCGAAGUGUUUAGUAAACAGCCGCCAACGGCAUGCGACAUCAAGCUGCAAGAGAUCCAGGACGAAUCGCCGUCUACAGCUUUAUUGGACACAAGUAAUUCCAGCGACGAGGCCGUCAGCAUGAGUAACACCUCUCCAAGUGAGAGCAGUACGGAACGAAAAUCCAGGCGCGCUCGGUGUGAACUGGCACUACCAGCCGACAUAGAGUUUACCGAUAAUCCCACUCCCGAAAUAGAUACCGUUGAUCGAUUAGCCAACACCACCAAAGACUUGGUGCAUCAAAUGGCACAGUAUCGCGAGAUCGAACAGAUGCUGCUGUCCAAAUGUGCUAACACAGAGCCACCAGAGCAGGAGCAGAGAGAGGCAGAGCGCUUCAGUGCCUGCCUGGCGGCAUAUCGACCCAAGCCGCAUCUCCUCACCGGUGCCUCCGUGGAUCUCGGAAGUGCCAUAGCCCUGGUCAACAAGUACUGCGCUCGUCUGCCCAGUGACACCUUCACAAAGCUGACUGCCUUGUGGCGCUGCACUCGAACCGAAAGAGCUGGGGUGAUCUUGUUUCAGUACACACUCCGAUUGCCUAUUAACUCGCCAUUGAAGCACGACAUUGUGGGUUUACCGAUGUCCACUCAGACUUUGGCUCGUCGACUGGCAGCCUUGCAGGCAUGUGUUGAGCUACAUAGGAUAGGUGAACUGGACGACCAGUUGCAGCCUAUUGGUAAAGAGGGAUUCCGCGCCUUGGAACCAGAUUGGGAGUGUUUCGAUUUAGAGCCAGAGGACGAGCAGAUUGUCCAGCUUAGCGAUGAACCUCGUCCCGGAACGACUAAAAGGCGUCAGUACUAUUACAAACGCAUUGCUUCCGAGUUCUGCGAUUGCCGUCCGGUGGCAGGUGCACCAUGCUAUCUAUAUUUCAUCCAGCUAACGCUUCAGUGUCCAAUUCCGGAAGAGCAAAAUACGCGCGGACGCAAAAUUUAUCCACCCGAAGACUCCCAGCAGGGCUUUGGCAUUCUCACCACCAAACGCAUUCCGAAAUUAAGUGCUUUCUCGAUAUUCACACGUUCCGGUGAAGUGAAGGUUUCUCUGGAGUUAGCCAAGGAUCGCGUAAUCCUAACCAGUGAGCAGAUUGAGUGCAUAAACGGUUUUCUGAACUACACAUUCACCAAUGUACUACGGCUACAAAAGUUCCUCAUGCUCUUCGAUCCCGACUCCACCGAGAACUGUGUCUUCAUUGUGCCCACAGUGAAGUCGACACAGGGUGAAAAGCAUAUCGACUGGAAAUUCUUGGAGCUAAUCCAGGCCAAUGGAAAUACAAUGCCUCAGGCAGUGCCCGAUGAGGAGCGGCAGGCACAGGAGUUUGAUGCUCAACGUUUCCAGGAUGCCGUAGUGAUGCCAUGGUAUCGCAACCAGGAUCAACCGCAAUAUUUCUAUGUGGCUGAGAUAUGUCCACAUCUUUCACCACUUAGCUGCUUUCCUGGCGACAACUACCGCACGUUCAAGCACUAUUACCUCGUCAAGUAUGGUCUAACCAUACAGAAUGCCUCGCAGCCACUGUUGGACGUGGAUCACACAAGUGCUCGCUUGAACUUCCUUACCCCACGAUAUGUGAAUCGCAAAGGCGUAGCACUGCCCACCAGUUCUGAGGAGACGAAAAGGGCAAAACGCGAGAAUCUGGAGCAGAAGCAGAUUCUAGUGCCGGAGCUGUGCACUGUGCAUCCUUUUCCGGCCUCAUUGUGGCGCACUGCCGUGUGUCUACCCUGCAUCUUAUACCGCAUCAAUGGACUUCUCUUGGCUGACGAUAUUCGGAAACAGGUUUCUGAGGAUCUCGGGCUAGGAAGGCAGCAGAUCGAGGAGGAGGAUUUCGAAUGGCCCAUGCUGGACUUUGGGUGGAGUUUAUCGGAAGUGUUGAAGAAAUCGCGGGAGUCUAAACAGAAGGAUUCCCUUAAGGAGGCUUUAGUCAAUGGUAAAGACUUAAUCGAUGAUAAAAAUGAGUCAGGAAAAAAAGAAUCCGAGCAAGAUGAGGAUUCAAAAGUCGAUAAAGUGGAGAAGAGUGCCAUCGAACUUAUUAUUGAGGGUGAACAAAAGCUACAAGAGGCAGAUGAUUUUAUUGAGAUAGGCACUUGGUCAAAUGACAUGGCCGACGACAUAGCCAGUUUUAAUCAAGAUGACGAUGAAGAGGAUGAUGCCUUUCACCUUCCAGUUCUUCCUGCCAACGUUAAGUUCUGUGAUCAACAGACACGCUAUGGCUCACCAACGUUUUGGGAUGUGAGCAAUGAGGAAGGUAGCUUUAAGGCUCCGAAGCACAGUCAGCCUCAACAGAGCAGAAAAAGCAAAGGAAAAGUUCCAGCAGAGCCAACAUUCAACUAUUAUGAUUCGGACAAUUCGCUGGGCUCCAGCUAUGACGAUGAUGAUAAUGGAGGACCGAUAAAUUAUAUGCAUCACAACUACAGUUCGGAUGAGGACAAUGUGGCGGAUGACAUUGAUGCCGGUCGCAUUGCUUUUACUUCCAAGAACGAGGCGGAGACCAUCGAAACAGCUCAAGAAGUGGAGAAGCGCCAAAAACAGCUUUCCAUCAUUCAGGCGACGAAUGCUAAUGAGAGGCAAUACCAGGAGACAAAGAACCUGUUGAUUGGAUUCAACUUCGAACAAGAGAAGGAAGAGGAUCAGGAAAGAAUUCCCAGUGGCAAAUACGAACAAUCCAUAGCUAAACUUAAGACAGAGAUUGAAAGCUGCGGUAUGCUGGUGGCCCACGACCAGCAGUUGGUUCUGAAACGAAGUGAUUCCACUGAAGCUCGGGUUGCCAAGGAUUCGAUGAUAGAGCUGUUAAAGCAGCUGCUACCAUAUGUAGAAGAAGAGCUGAUAGUAGAAAAAUUAGGUGAUAGACGCGAACUGCUGCUGUCGGACUUGGAGAAUCUAAAUGCAGAUUGGGUGUCUCGGCAUGAGCCGGAGACCUAUAGCGUCUUGGGAUGCGGAGAUAGUUUUGACAACUACAACGAUCAUCAUCGACUGAACUUGGAAGCAAAACAGCUGGAACUUCGGUUUGAUAGAAAAGAAAUUCAGCCACAAACUCCCAAGAAAGACAUUUCAUCAUCGAUACUUCCUGCGGGAUUCAGCUUCGAUCGUCAACCGAAUCUAGUGGGCCAUCCAGGACCCAGUCCCAGCAUAAUUUUGCAGGCCCUAACCAUGUCCAAUGCCAACGAUGGCAUUAAUCUGGAGCGCCUGGAGACCAUUGGUGAUUCUUUUCUCAAAUACGCCAUUACCACCUAUUUGUAUAUUACUUACGAAAACGUACACGAGGGCAAGCUUAGUCACCUGCGCUCCAAGCAGGUGGCCAAUCUUAAUCUUUAUCGCCUGGGAAGGCGCAAGAGGCUGGGCGAGUACAUGAUAGCCACAAAGUUUGAACCGCACGAUAACUGGCUACCACCCUGCUACUACGUGCCCAAGGAACUGGAAAAGGCGCUCAUAGAAGCAAAGAUCCCAACGCAUCACUGGAAACUGGCCGAUCUGUUGGAUAUCAAAAACCUGAGCAGCGUACAAAUCUGCGAGAUGGUUCGAGAAAAAGCCGAAGCAUUGGGCUUGGAGCAGACUGGAGCUGCCCAGAAUGGCCAGCUAGACGACUCCAAUGACAGCUGCAAUGAUUUUAGCUGCUUCAUUCCUUACAAUCUCGUUUCGCAGCACAGCAUUCCGGAUAAGUCCAUAGCCGAUUGCGUUGAAGCACUGAUUGGAGCCUAUCUCAUUGAGUGCGGUCCGCGUGGAGCACUACUCUUUAUGGCCUGGCUGGGUGUAAGAGUGCUACCAUUCACCAAGCAACUGGAGGCUGCAAACGAGGAGGAACGAAUACCAGGAAGCACGAGGUCAAACACGGAUAAAAUGGUUACGGUUUAUGGCGCAUGGCCGACGCCACGCAGUCCUUUGCUACACUUUGCCCCCAACGCCUCGAAGGAGCUGGACCAACUGCUAAGUGGUUUUGAGGAGUUCGAGGAGAGUCUGGGGUACCAAUUCCGAGAUAGGUCCUACCUUCUGCAAGCCAUGACACAUGCCAGUUAUACUCCCAAUCGACUGACGGAUUGCUACCAGCGAUUGGAGUUUCUGGGUGACGCAGUGUUGGAUUACCUUAUAACACGGCAUUUAUACGAAGAUCCCCGCCAGCAUUCGCCAGGCGCUUUAACGGAUUUGCGGUCAGCGCUGGUGAACAAUACAAUUUUCGCCUCCCUUGCAGUACGCCAUGGCUUCCACAAAUUCUUCCGUCAUCUUUCGCCGGGUCUUAACGAUGUAAUUGAUCGCUUCGUGAGAAUCCAGCAGGAGAAUGGUCACAGCAUCAGUGAGGAGUACUACUUGCUGUCCGAGGAAGAGUGCGAUGAUGCGGAGGACGUUGAGGUGCCCAAGGCUUUGGGCGAUGUUUUUGAGUCGAUAGCAGGUGCCAUCUUUCUCGAUUCCAACAUGUCCCUAGAUGUGGUGUGGCAUGUCUAUAGCAAUAUGAUGAGUCCGGAAAUUGAGCAAUUUAGCAACUCAGUGCCAAAGUCGCCCAUACGGGAACUCCUCGAGCUAGAACCGGAGACAGCCAAGUUCGGUAAGCCCGAGAAGCUGGCGGAUGGGCGACGGGUGCGCGUUACCGUGGAUGUCUUCUGCAAAGGAACCUUCCGUGGCAUCGGGCGCAACUAUCGCAUUGCCAAGUGUACCGCGGCCAAAUGCGCUUUGCGCCAGCUCAAAAAGCAGGGCUUAAUAGCCAAAAAAGACUAAAGAGUCAUCGCUGCAAUUGUGUUUCAUUAGUUUUAAUGAUCAUUAUUUAGAUUUAAGUAUAUCUUUUGUAUAAAUCCCGAAUAGAUUGUAUAUGGUCGAAUUA